This is a messenger RNA of Didymella exigua CBS 183.55, 1922 nucleotides long. RefSeq names its product cyclin. The record is from RefSeq and is a predicted model, not a curated record. The transcript has a single exon. Gene Ontology annotation, molecular function: protein kinase binding; cyclin-dependent protein serine/threonine kinase regulator activity. Gene Ontology annotation, cellular component: cyclin-dependent protein kinase holoenzyme complex; nucleus. Bases 450 to 1478 code for a protein of 342 amino acids. Gene Ontology annotation, biological process: regulation of cyclin-dependent protein serine/threonine kinase activity. Lineage: Eukaryota; Fungi; Ascomycota; Dothideomycetes; Pleosporales; Didymellaceae.
CUUCUGGUCAGUGCAAGUUCUUCACUUUUCUCUCAUCCCUUCUUUACACCUGUCACACCCCAGCGGUGCAGGUUGCAUUCUUCAGUCCGCGACUGCCCAAUCCACUUCUACCCAUCCAGCCUUACCAUCACAGCUUGGCAGCGCCAGCUUGACUCUCCCUUCCAAACUUCCUUGCAGCGACAUUCAAUCACACUUUCCGCCGGCCGGAAUCGUCAUUCACCUUAAUAUCCACUGUCGCCUUGUGUUUCAACCUUGUCGAACUUUCGAACUUUAAGCCACAGUCUCAGCCCUCAAGACUGCGCUUACCGAACUCCAUACAGACCGUAACUUAAUCUGUUGAACGCUUGCCAUUGGACCAUCAUAUUGCUCCACAGCUUCAAUAUCGACUUGCACUUUCAGUGAUAGUCGACCGUCAUCCACCUUUCCGCAACACAUCACAAGCAAUCACUAUGCCUUACUCAGCAAACCUUGCGAGGGAGAACAGUGCUGCGCUAGACUACUUCAUUCAGCAGCCUGUCUCUCAGGACAUGAUCUCAUACCUCGCACAGAAGGCCACACAGGUCAUCAGGUGUGAACCUUCUCUCGAUAAGAGCCUUCCUCCCACACCACCCGCCUCUCCACCCCACCAGGUCCGGGAACCCUUCCUGCCGUCCGUCGAAGAGUUUAUCACAUCGCUCGUGGAGCGCUCGCACGUCCAGGUCCCUACUCUGAUGACCAGCUUGGUCUACCUCUCCCGUCUCCGGGCUCGUCUUCCUCCUGUUGCCAAGGGCAUGAAGUGCACUACCCACCGCAUCUUCCUUGCUUCCCUCAUACUCGCCGCCAAAAACCUGAACGACUCCUCCCCCAAGAACAAGCACUGGGCCCGCUACAGCGCUGUCCGUGGCUACGACAACUUCGGUUUUUCUAUCACUGAGGUUAACCUGAUGGAGAAGCAGCUCCUCUUCCUCCUCGAUUGGGACCUCCGCAUCAACCCCGAGGACCUCUACUACCACCUCGAGCCCUUCCUUGCUCCUAUCCGUGUCUGGCAGGUACGCCAGGCGGAGAAGGCCAGGAUGAUUGAGCAGGAGAAGGAAUACGCCCGUCAGCAGCAGCACCAGCUUACCGUGGAGAAUCUGUCCUCGUACGAAUAUGCUUCAUACGCCCCUCGCCAGCAGGAGAAGUACGCCUACCACUCUAACUCUCGCGCGGCUUCGCGCACUCCUUCUCUGUCGCCUCCUACCCGCAGCGCCCGCAGCGCCUCUACCUCCACCACAUCCUCGCCAUCCAGUUUCCACGAUGAGCCCUCUGAGGCCGUCAUGCAUAGCUACGACCAGGGCGCCACCAUUGUACAUAUCAACGCUCCUGUUACCCAGACCAGGCUUCAGCACUCGCUCCCCAUGUAUGACGAUAACAAGCCGGCGAAGAAGACAAAGACAUCAGGCGGCUUCUUCAACAGGAUGUUCGCCGGCGCUUACGCGAGUCGCACAGCGGCCUACUAAAAUUGCCUUCGCUUUCUCGUAUCAUCUGCCUAGACGAGUGCCUUCCGCACCACAUCUCAUCGAGAUAUAAACGAUUUGCAUGGACAUGAUAUGGCCAGAAGAUUGCAGGACAACCAUUCAACAUAUCACCGCAUGAUCUACGGCGUUCCAUUUGAAGCAUUUGCACGGCACGCAUAGCAUUGAUGGCGUUUGAAGGAGUGUGAUCACAUCAUCACUGUUCAAUAUUUCUAUCGGCCGGCGCGCCGCAAUAUCCCAUAGUAGUUAGCUACACAUCUACACAUACCGUUCCUACGGGACAUACGAGUAAUGAAAUUUCAAACAAUACUUCACAGACCGCGCGUUAUCUCCUUAGCACCGCUUCAACGUUCGCUUCUUUCCGGGUGCACAGGCAAUACCGACGAAAGAGCCGUGACAUUUCCUUGCAAUCUCCGCCAUGGAUCCUAA